Lutra lutra (Eurasian river otter) is the source of this 1039-nucleotide messenger RNA. Its product is annotated as translation initiation factor IF-2-like. Bases 1 to 717 code for a protein of 238 amino acids. The transcript has 4 exons. Lineage: Eukaryota; Metazoa; Chordata; Mammalia; Carnivora; Mustelidae. The record is from RefSeq and is a predicted model, not a curated record.
AUGGCCCGGCUGCAGAAGUUCACUAGCAACUGCCCUUUCGCGGCGCCGCACGCCAAGCCCGGGGAGGAGCCCGAUGCGCGGGGAGGGGGACAGCAGCGUUUGACUCUGACGCCCGCCGCCGCCGCCCCGCGCCCGGAAUCUACAGUCGCACCGGAUCCGAGGCCGUUUCUGACAUUUGCCUGCGCCGUGACUCAUCUCCGCGCGGAGAAGAAAGGGGCCUUUGUGGGCAUCCCGCGAGGGCCGCGGCCGGCCGUGUCCUGGGCAGCACUGCCCCCCGGUGGCCGGGAGCGCGGUGGAGGGCGCGGGAGACGGCCCUGGGGGCCCGCGCCAGACCCCACCCCCGUGUGCGGGCCCGCGUCCUGGGGCCGGAGUCUGUCCGGGGAAAGCGGGAAGAGCGGUCUCCAUCUCCCCGAGGCCGGGGGCCUGGCCCGGGGGAAAGCCUCCACAAGGGAGGGAAUGGUUUCUCCCGCCCCUGGGAACGGUAGCGGAUGCUGCCAUUCCUGUUUCCCCUGGGCCACCUGGAGUCAACUGCUGAUGAUGACAGUACAUUAUGAAGGUGACUUCUCGCAUCUCUGCCUCGGGACAUUCCUUGGAUCCAAAGCCCACACGGGGGUGGGGUGGGGGGGUGCAGCUCUGAAGUGCCAAGGAUUUGCCGGUACCACAGAUGUCUGGGGCUGUCUUGCCAGGUCUUGGGAUCAAGCCACAUGGCCCACUUGAGGGCUGGUGAGGGGGGAUGCAUGGGGAGCCUUGUAAAACCAGCCUGGACCAUCCUUUCUAGCACCUACCAGAGUCUAACCGACCCCGAGGAAGAAGUAAAUAGCCCCAUGACGUUUUACAGAGGUCAGAGAAUGGCUCCAGCCUCCAGAGGAAGCUAAGGCUGGAUGUCACCACAGAGCAGCUGGGGCCUGAGGACGACGCCACACUGUAUAUGGAACCUCCCAGGAAAGGCCAGGAGGGACGGACGGUGCGUGUGCAGCCCCUCCUCUGGAUUCAGGCCUUCCAUCCGCUGAGGCCUGGGAUCUUCUCCCUGUGCCCAGAC